Molecule: messenger RNA, 501 nt
Organism: Camelina sativa (false flax)
Lineage: Eukaryota; Viridiplantae; Streptophyta; Magnoliopsida; Brassicales; Brassicaceae
Molecular function (GO): zinc ion binding
Source: RefSeq, a predicted model, not a curated record
AUGAAUGAGAUUCAAGAACACGUGAGCAUUGAUAAAGUAGUCACUCACAAAUCUACAUCUAACACCGUGGAGAUCAGAGUAACGCGUAAAAACGUGGUCACUUGCACUCCUCCUCCGUUCCCAACCCCUCACCUCCUUUUGAACAACAUCCUAAGCUUUGAUCACCAUAAGAUGUAUCCUCUCCUCUAUCCAACCCUCCCAGAUCCCGCCUUAUGCAGAAUUCUCUCUUACAAGAUUGCUUCCGAAGCCGAGAAAGUUCCAGGGCCAUUGUACAUCUCCCUUGACGUCACAUUAUCCCCAGUAAUAUUCGAGGAACCAAAGAUGGAAACAUGCGCUAUUUGCUUGGAGGAGGAACAAUGCUUAUUCUUAAUGCCAAAUUGUUCGCAUGUGUUUCAUAAUCAUUGCAUCUAUGAGUGGUUAUGUCGGAGUAAUCAGUGCCCUCUUUGCCGUGCUGAACUUAUCGAAGACGAAGACUGGGCAGGUGAUGUAUCUCAGAUCUGA